Messenger RNA from Lobosporangium transversale, 2124 nucleotides. RefSeq lists its product as hypothetical. The record is from RefSeq and is a predicted model, not a curated record. Gene Ontology annotation, molecular function: zinc ion binding; ubiquitin protein ligase activity; ubiquitin conjugating enzyme binding. The transcript has 2 exons. The coding region runs from base 127 to 1860 and encodes 577 amino acids. NCBI's taxonomy places the organism in Eukaryota, Fungi, Mortierellomycota, Mortierellomycetes, Mortierellales, Mortierellaceae. Gene Ontology annotation, cellular component: ubiquitin ligase complex; cytoplasm. Gene Ontology annotation, biological process: positive regulation of proteasomal ubiquitin-dependent protein catabolic process; ubiquitin-dependent protein catabolic process; protein polyubiquitination.
UAAUAACAUAUAUUAAUAUAAAUAUUUAAUUUGUAGUACGUUGACCAAGUAACACUUAAACAAUAUCUACAGUACAAUCAGCCAUACCGCUCAUUCUCACGUUUCUGCAAUGAAUGCGAGCAUGAAAUGAUCAUUUCAAAAGUUAACCCUGCUGUCAUAAACCGGCCUGCCCGAGAAUUGGUACCAAUCUUCGAAAGCCUUGUAGCGGAUCUCAGAGCAAUUUUUUUAUUGGCUGGACUAAGCCUUGAAGGUUCUGAGUCUACUACCGCGUGUUGCCCAUCAUCAUUGUCUCGGAGUGGCUUUCCGCAGCAUUUGAGCACGAGAAUAAAGCAUGACUCAGCCCUCUGCGGUCAGGCCAAUGUCGCUCAUAGUAUCAUGCAGCAAUUUAUUGAAGACUAUAAGAGUUACUGCGGCACAUCUAAGGAACCACAAUGGGGCUUGGCCACCAAAGCCCAAUCAUAUCUAGCAACCCUUACUUCCCGUACCUUACGAGCGCCUUACGUUCAAGCAGCAUCGUCAACACCAACGCCCACACCUACAACCAGCUUGGCCACUCCUAGCCUACCAAGAGGACAACAAAGCCCAUAUUCGUUUGUGGUCGAGCCAUCCUCCCUUACUACUAAUGACGGCCAAAACAGAGCAAUCGUUCAAAAUAUACAGGAGCCGAAUCGUCGGCCGGCAGUAGCUCUGUAUCAUAUCAAUCAACAUCCUGUACGAACAAGUGGCGUAUUGGAAAUUUACAAAACCGUGAUGACGCCUUUACUGGACCUUCUCCAAUUGCGGAGCACAGUUGAUGAUCCGGUUCUUCGCACGAGUAUGGCUGCUAACGAAGGAGCGGAGGCAUUUCAAGAAAGCGCUUCCCCAGCAGUUUUAAUUACUGAUACACAUCCAGGACACCUUGUGAGGAGUACUGAAUAUAUAGAAGGUGGCGCUGGUAACUCUGAGUCCCUGCCUGCACUCAUACCCGAACCAGGGACAGCGGAGAAUAGUUCGUUUGCUGAAGACGUGGGUGCAAAGCGCAAAGGAACCAUAGCACCGAACCAUGUGAAGCAAAAAAAGCAGCGGCCAGUGCGAGCUGGAGUUACAACACGCUCAGAGAAACAUCGAAAAAUGGAAAUCAAGCGAGCACUUGCAAAAUUCAGCAAGCGGUUCUCAAGCAUCGAAACACGCCAGGAACAAUGGAAAGAACUUCAGUUCCUUCAUGUGCGGUGGUUACGAUGGGAGUGGUGUGAAAAAUGUGACAAAGAAUUAUGCCUUCAAUGUGGUGUGUCGUCGCAUCAUGAACUUUAUGAUUGUUUCCAGUACAUGAGGUCAUUGAUAACUAAUAAGGAUAGCACAGGACUAAGCCCAAUCGUGAAUUGGUCUGCCAAGCAAAGCAACUACCGCCCACCUAAAACAACGUCGUCCAUUUCUAAAGGGAAGACUCGAUCUGAUCUCGAUACAAGCACAAUUCAGUGGAAACUUGCAAACACCAGUCCUUGCCCAAACUGCUGUAUACUGAUUCACCGUGACGAUGGUUGCAACAAAAUGGACUGUUUGCUCUGUGGCUACCGCUUCUGUUGGGUUUGUCGCGAAGCAUGGGGUACUGCAUGCGGCUUCUUUAAAUGCGGUCGCAAACCUGUUGGCAUGAUAGCGCCAAUAGAUUCUUCGGAGACACUAGACGGUUCAAAUGAAGGUACCAUUAAUGAUGAAGUUCAGCCCAUGGACCUGGGGAUCACGCACGAACUUUCACAAGACAUAGCUGGAAGCCCAAGCCCAGUGGCCAGUGAGCCCCAAAAUGACCUACAGCGAAGGCGUUCUAAUGAGAAGACGAUUCCCGAAAAGGUAUGUUUCUCGAUAACCGACAUCCUUUUUUUAUAAAUGAAGGAAGAUUAAAAUGUAGUAACUAAAACUGAUGUUUACGCAUAUUGCUUUAAUUGCAGCCUGAAAUUGGUGUUCCCAAUGUAUUUGUCAUCCACACAAAACGACCAAGAGUAUAAAGAAAGCAAGAGCGGACGAAAACAAUGUAGCAAACUCGAGAUAUGCACUGCGAUGAAAUAUUCAUAGAAACACAUAUACGAUUUCGAUCAUUAAUUUUUUCCUUUUCCGGCAUUCAUUAAAAAAUAAAAAAUAAAAAAAUGCGCC